GUUUUUGGAUAGCCAAGAAAUGGAAAUAUUCUAGAAUUUUGCGCUCAAAAGCAGUGUUUGUAUGAGAGGAGUAAGAAGUUCGUGGUUAAUAGUGCCAGCUGUGUAGAUUUGUAAACAUACGAAGACAAAGAGAAAGUCCUGGAGUGAUUGUUCUUUGUCCUGCCUAUAAUCAUCGUCCAUUUUGUGAAAGCCAGCAAAAUUUGCGUCGUAUUGAUAGUUGCUGUUUUUAAACGCAAAAUUCUUUAACUUGGUCUGUGAUAAAAGCAGAUAGAGUGACUUGAUUGUGUUAUCUAUUCAUUUUUUAAUAAAGACAAAAGACUUUGCAGUAAAAAUAUUUUGCUCAAUAUGGCAAUGGCUACGAAGCACUCAGAGGGUGGAAGAAUAGUCGGCGUUACUUCUCGUGCUUUUAGGCAUCCCUCCAAGACUAACCAACAACAGGGUGCUCUUCAGAAGGGCACUCCAAGGCGAGGGGAGUCUUCCAUUCAAAGACUGAAUGCCAGUACAAGGGGGCAUUCACCAAACGGAUCAAGCCCUCGCACAUCACCAGGUCUAGUGGCAGGACAUUACGCCGGCUGUAAGUUCUCCGAGCCUCCGCUCCCUUCCGCUUUACCACUGCCGCCCAAACAUUGGAUGCAGACAGCCAGACCAUCGAGGUUGAACUUCUAUCCUACGAUUCCCGUCGCUUCAGAUCACAAGGACGUGGCGCAGCAGCUCAAGAUGCUGCUGAAGGUCCAAGCCUGACCAGUCGAGCAAAAAUCUUUGACGCUAAACAGACGAUCGCUGUAUCUAUUGUUGCGAUAGACCACUACAGCCGAUCGAUGAACAGUCUGUUUCCGUUGGAAAAGCAGAGAAAAAAAUUAUGAAAAUCCGUGAACAAGAAUCGAGAGAAUUUGUGAUUAAUUUUUAAGAUGUAAUUGGUUAGCGAGUGAACACGACAAUAUUGAAUUUAUUUCUAAAAAGGACUUGAUAGUGGCUUUCUAUUAAGUUCUUUGGUUGAUGCGUCCAAAAUUCCAGUUGCGAAAUGUGUCGGUGCCAUUGUAAACGUACAAAAAAGGAAAGAACUGUUGUUACCGUAUCGAUUUUAUUAGUUUUAGAGUGAUUUUUUUCUUCUCAGAGAAAAUGGACUGUCUGGUAUAGCGUACAGCCUUUCUUUCAGCCAAUACAACUCAAAAGUAUCUCCUUUAUGCUAUUUAAUAGUUCAAAGAUCAGAAAUAUUAUCUACUAAUUAUGAUAUUUAAGUAACUAGUAUAUUUUGUGGUAAAGUCUAGUGUUUAGAAGAGUCUAGAUACAGAUGAGGUAAAAUUUUUAUUGCGAGGUAGAAUCAGUUGUUAAAAUUUUAUAACUUAACCCAAAUCUUAAUUUUUUUGGCUAUACCAUUGCUUGUGUUGUAAUUUUA
Diabrotica balteata is the source of this 1396-nucleotide messenger RNA. The record is from the annotation of a GenBank genome assembly. Lineage: Eukaryota; Metazoa; Arthropoda; Insecta; Coleoptera; Chrysomelidae.